This is a messenger RNA of Durusdinium trenchii, 303 nucleotides long. The record is from the annotation of a GenBank genome assembly. NCBI's taxonomy places the organism in Eukaryota, Dinophyceae, Suessiales, Symbiodiniaceae.
AUGGGCUAUCAGAGAGUAAGGCUGCGAGACCCAGGCCCAAGACCCAGCGCUGGCCUGAAGAUGGGGUUGCCAGUCGCCGGUCCCUUUCAUAAACCUUGGAAGCGAGCGAUGAGUCAAGCGGUCUGGCCCCAAAAUCUGGGUGGCAUCCCCUGUCUUCAGGAGCCAAAAUCUGAAAAAUAUCAUGUCAAUGUUCAGAGAAUUUUUGACAUUGACCCGAGGACUGCGACGUGGUCGCAGCAAAAUCCCAUGCAGCCGGCUGGAGCAGUGCUUGUGAAAGGAUCCAUUGAAACUGUUGGAUGUUGA